Lottia gigantea (owl limpet) is the source of this 1362-nucleotide messenger RNA. RefSeq lists its product as hypothetical. NCBI's taxonomy places the organism in Eukaryota, Metazoa, Mollusca, Gastropoda, Lottiidae. The transcript has 2 exons. The record is from RefSeq and is a predicted model, not a curated record. Bases 1 to 1362 code for a protein of 453 amino acids.
AUGGCGGAUGGUUUAAAAAAUCCCGUCUUGGCGUCUGCUUCUGAUUCAGACUCCGAUGAUUUGCCUCGUGGUACUCAAAAAAUGGCUUCUACUAAGAAGAUAGAUAGUAGUCAGUUGAGUCUGCCUGGAACUUCGAACACUUUUCUCAAGAAUAUUGAGACCAGUAUGGACCAUAUCGCACAAUUUAUGGAAUCCAUGAACGAGGCCUUUACCGGACUUGCUGAAGAAAAACGAAAGCUCCCGGAGGAAUUUAUCAUUCUCAAGAAGAAAGCCCGUCGUCGAGUGUCUGACACUUCUUCAGAUGAGGCUGAAAAAGAUUUUAUUGCCAUGGCUAAUGUUAAUCGGCCAAAGGCCUAUAUUUCUGACUCUGAUGAGGAAAAUACAAACCGCUCCCAACUUGACGAAGGUCAAGGUGAUGGGGGUGCCAGUAGUAGUUUCGAUAGUUUUCUUGACAACGUUGAAGACGAGCUACAACUUUGCUCUAAAUCAGGACAGAACAUCAAUGAUAAAUUAGCCAAGUUUGUCACUAAACGAUUCGAGACACGUCUAUCAUUCGACAAACUCCAAGAACGAAUUGAUAAAUACAGUAUACCCCGUAAUUGCGAGGGUGUUUAUGUGUCUGAGGUAAAUUUACCCAUCAAGUCGAAGCUCAACCGUUUUAUCAGGGGUUUGGAUACUCGCACUUCUAAUAUACAGAGAACAAUUGUUUCGGCAAGCUCUGCUGUCAUUGAGUGUCUGGAAUUAGUAUCUUCAAAUAUGGUCGCUAUGAAUGGUACUCCUGAACUUGUCUCAAAACUCACAGAUGCUGUGAGCAUGUUGGGGCAUGCCAAUUAUGACAUUUCUUUGAGAAGAAGAGAAUACCUUCGGCCUUACAUUCAAGAUGAUUACAAGCCAUUAUGUGGACAGAUGGUUCCUGUAACCAAACUACUUUUUGGAGACGAUCUUCAAAAAGAAAUGAAAGAAGUUCGUGAAACGAAUUUGAUAGCAAAAACUGUCAACAAAUCUAAGGGAAAUUACUCCUCCUACAACCAUAAUCAAUUCGACAAUAGUAAAAGUCAUCAUGGUGCCAGUGGUGGAUAUCAGAAAUACCCUUUUCGCGAAAGAGGUUUAAUGACAUCCAGUUUCCCUGGAACUAUAUAUGGGGCAUUGUAUUACAGAGAUUUAGAAAAUGAGAAAACUGUAGCUUUGAAACAUAAUAAAGGUAAUUUCGAAGCAUCUAUAAUUCUUGGAUCACUAGCCAAAAAAGAAUUAACUUGGUGGGUACAGUCAUUGAAAUUCGCAUACAAUGUUAUUGAUCACGGUUCCCCUGAUGUUACUAUUUAUACUGAUGCUAGCAAAAAUGGUUGGGGGUGUACAGAAUGA